AUGCUUUUGCCUUCAACGCGUUCGCUCGUGUCCUCUGUCUGGUUCCUCCUUCGUCCGACGCUGCCAUUGCUGGUGUUUCUGUCACUUAUACCUCUUAUCUCGCUUCUCUCAGCAUCUGCUGGAUGGAUCGUAUGGAAAAAUGCAGCGGUCAGUUGGCGGACAACAUUAUACCUCCAAUAUGGGUACCACGCUUUCCUUUUCUUCCACUUCUCUCCAACCAACCACAAAACAUGCAGAGACGGACUACCACCAUAUGCCCAUGCAGAUCUACCUCCACUUGUCUCCAAGCAGCGCUACGACAUGUCUCUUGACUUGCAGGUUCCGAACAUCGACUCCAACUUCGCACUGGGCAACUUCAUGGCCGGUUUAACACUGACCACUCGCUCUAAUAAGACUAUCAUCUCAGUUCGUCGACCUGCAAUCGUUGUACCGCCGCGUCUUGGUCUAAUGUCGCGAAGACCCGCGUUUAUCACAGUCCAUAUACCCUUGCUGACUUCUUAUGCGACUGGGACGUCCAAUGUUGUUGCAGAUGUUGAAAUUGGGCGACGUGAUCAUUGGAAAAGUUUGGGGAGUGAGCAAGGUCGUGAAUUAAGUGUGGUUUCAGCCACGUUGAAUGGCGUUGUUGUUCACCAUGGCCUUCGCGGCUUGGUGACUCGUUUCCCUCUGCUUACUGCGCUCAUUUCUGCUUGCAUCUUCAUGGCCAUCUCCUCUAUCGUUGUCGGCAUUUGCGUCAUACCAAUGACAUUCCGGCGGCCCACCUCGAUACUCGAGAUUGAGUUGGAGCCUGUUGCCGAAGAAGUCGUGGUCUCUAGCGCCAGUUCAGACUCUUCCGAAAGCAGCGAAGAAAAGCCUUCGAUUCUACGUCGUAGAACGAGUAGCAGAGCAGAAUUGAAGUUGGAAGAGCUUCCUACCCCAAUCCUCAUUCCGAACAGCAACACAAUUCCACUGCGACGGCGACGUUCAAAGCUUGUCGACCCCGUUUCUUCGGAUUCCGAUUCAUGA
Messenger RNA from Mycena indigotica, 1002 nucleotides. RefSeq lists its product as uncharacterized. Bases 1 to 1002 code for a protein of 333 amino acids. The record is from RefSeq and is a predicted model, not a curated record. Gene Ontology annotation, biological process: lipid droplet organization; lipid storage. Lineage: Eukaryota; Fungi; Basidiomycota; Agaricomycetes; Agaricales; Mycenaceae. The transcript is spliced from 4 exons. Gene Ontology annotation, cellular component: endoplasmic reticulum membrane.